ACCCACCCACGAACCGAAUAUUCGAGACAACACCCUACCAUGCGACGAGGAGUCGGGAUAUCAUCCUUGGAGCGUACAUCGGCCACAACAGCCUCAUACAGCACACUCUCGGACAGUCUGAGUGCGGCGAAUCUAGCGCAUCUACAAUCACAACUGCUGCUAUUCCAGACCUCAUUGAAGACGUUUGCGCUGAAACAUGGGAGCAAGAUCAAGUCAGACCCGGAGUUCCGUGGGGCGUUCUCGGCGAUGUGCAACGAGCUUGGCGUCGAUCCGUUGUCUGGAGGCAGGCGAGGGAUAUGGGAUUGGGUCGGCUUCGGCGACUGGACCUUCGCACUCGCCGUCCAAGUCGUCGAUGUCUGUCUUAGCACGCGUGAUCGUAAUGGUGGCCUGCAUGAGAUGCAAGACGUUCUCAAGGCCGUGCGGUCCCUCCGCGACCUCCCUGGAACCGCUCAACUCCCAUCCUCUAGCACUGAAACUCCCACCAACGCUGCCAAGCCGAUGGGCUCAAUCUCCGACCUCUUGAAUACCACGAUCACUGAACCAGACAUCGCUCGUGCGAUCAAAUCUCUCGAACCACUUGGAUCAGGUUAUUCAAUCAUCACCAUCGGUUCAAAGAAGUUCAUCCGCUCCGUACCGGCCGAAUUAGACAACGAUUCGCUGGUCAUCUUCGAUUCAAUCUUAUCAGCACCCCAGGCGAAAGGCUAUACCACCGAUCGGCUGCUGCAAAACUCGCAAAACUGGACGCCUGAACGGGUUAAGGAUGCAUUGAAUAAGGCGGUCAUGAGAGAUUCGAUGCUCUGGGUCGACGCUCAAGCAAGCCCCGCCGGCCAAGACCGAUAUUACGCUCCCGUCUUGUUUGACUUUGAAGAUAGCCAAUCAUCACCUCCCUGA
This is a messenger RNA of Puccinia graminis f. sp. tritici CRL 75-36-700-3, 891 nucleotides long. RefSeq lists its product as uncharacterized. Bases 40 to 891 code for a protein of 283 amino acids. Lineage: Eukaryota; Fungi; Basidiomycota; Pucciniomycetes; Pucciniales; Pucciniaceae. The transcript has a single exon. Gene Ontology annotation, biological process: protein transport to vacuole involved in ubiquitin-dependent protein catabolic process via the multivesicular body sorting pathway. Gene Ontology annotation, cellular component: ESCRT II complex. The record is from RefSeq and is a predicted model, not a curated record.